UAGCUCCAAACGGUAAAAAGGAACAGAAGCAAAUCUUGAAAUCUGCUAUCUCAUCUCCUGUCAAACUUUCCUCUUUCUUUCUAUGCUUUUCCAUUUUCCUUAGACUCCAAGUCUUCUUUAUCUUCUUCUUCUUCUUCUUCUUCUCCUCACUCAUUCUUCAGUGAGAAAGCAAAGUUUCAAGAUCCAAAACAUAAAAAAAAGCUUCUAUCUGUUCUUCAAUGGAGGAUGCAUACUAUUAUGGCAAAUCCCAACGGCUAGUUUCAGACACGGGCUCUCUAACUCCACAAACCCAACCAAACCCAAGUAAGUUCAACUGGCAUUUCCUGUAUAAAGCUGUUCUUGUUACAGUUUUGCUUGUCAUUCUUCCACUUUUCCCUUCUGAAGCUCCUGAGUUCGUAAACCAUUCUUUACUAACCAGAAACUGGGAGCUUUUUCAUCUUCUAUUCGUUGGUAUUGCUGUAUCUUACGGCCUAUUCAGCCGACGAAAUGUCGAAACAGAGAAGGAAAAUCCACCGAAAUUCGAUAGUGCACAGAACUAUGUCUCUAGAAUUUUUCAGGUAUCAUCGGUUUUCGACGAUGAUGUCGAUAGCCCAUCUGGGUAUGAUGACAACAGCAAGGUCCAAACUUGGAACUCCCGUUAUUUUAGAGGGGAAUCCAGGCUUGUAGUUGAACAAGAAAGUUCAGUUCCUGAUGAACAGAGUAGCAUCGUCACCAGGAUCAGUAACAAACCUCUGCUUUUGCCUGUUCGGAGCUUGAAAUCGAGGGUUUCAGAAUCAGAGACUCUUGAAUCCACUAAAGAAUCCAGUGUGUUCUCCGGUUCUCUUAGUAGGUCCAGUUCUAGUUCAAGUUCUUCUAACGGAUCUGUCAAAACUAGGAAUGGGGAGAUUGGAGCUGUGGAUCCUCUAGAUUUGGAGGAGCGAUUACAGGAAAAUGUUGUCCUUCCUUCUCCAAUUCCAUGGAGAUCGAGAUCUGGAAGGAUGGAAAUGAAAGAAGAACCUGAAGUUGUUACUCCUCCUCCUUAUUCUCUUCCUCCCUCAGCUGAUGAAGCUGUAAUUGAAAGGGAAGGGCUCCACUCUCGGUCUUUUCGGUUGCCCAUGUCACCCUCACCGAAGAAACUCUCUCCUUCCCCUUCUGUUUCACCAGAAUUGCAAGCCAAGAAUAUGGAAGACUCAGCAAGGAAGAAGAGUUCUUCCACAUCUUCUCCCCCUCCUACGCCACCCUCACCCCAGGUGAGCCACACAUCCCCACUGAUAGCAUCAAAUUCUAGUCCAGUUAGUAACGGGUAUUCUUCUCAAAAUAUGGGAAUGAAGAAGAGUUUCAAAGAUGAAUUGAAGGAUUUGAGGAGCAGUAGAAGGGGUGUGAGGAGAAGAAGUGAUCCUGGCCUGGAUACCUUAAGGUCAGAAGUGAAAUCAGGAGCCAUAACUGAAGGUAUGUCCAUGGCCAAAUCGGUUAGGACAUUUAGAAUGAGUGAACCCAUUGCAGAGGCCAGGAAAACCAGAGAAUACAAUGGAGAGCGGAUGGAGGAGAAAACAGGAAAAAGGUCGAAGGAAGUUGAAGCAAUGUUCAUGGAGACAACAGGAAGAAGAGCAGGAGGGUUCAAGCAACUGCCUAUCAACAAUGAGAAACCAGGUCAAGAGAGUUCCCGGCCAAUUCCUAAGUCACCACUUUCCAAGUAUCCGAUGGAAGAGAAGAAAGAAUUCUUGGACAAGGUUAUUGUAGAAACUGACAAAGAGUCGGAUGGUGAGGCUGAAGUUGAGGCUGAUGCUGAUACUCAUGAAAUUCAAAGAAGCUCGGACAAAGAAGAAGCUGCCUCCGAUACUGUCACUGAUGCAGUGGUUGAUGGUGAGGUUGAUAAGAAGGCUGAUGAGUUCAUAGCCAAGUUUAGAGAGCAGAUUAGGCUUCAGAGAAUUGCCUCAAUCAAGAGAGCAAAUGGGAAGGUCAGUGGUAGAACAUCACGGUAAACCCAAUGCUUCUUCUGCUUCAAAGAAUUCAACAAAGAGGGAUUUGUAGUUGGUAUUUCUCUCUUACUUCCUUUCUUGUUUAUGUUUUCAUCUCUCACUUGUGUAUCAAAGUCUUUUUUGGAUUUACAAUCUGGUAUAUUGGUAUAUGAGAAUCUUCAGGCUAAACAGCCUGUGUAACCAGCAAUUUCAUUGGAGAAAGGUUGCUGUUUUUUCUUCA
Molecule: messenger RNA, 2178 nt
Organism: Telopea speciosissima
Lineage: Eukaryota; Viridiplantae; Streptophyta; Magnoliopsida; Proteales; Proteaceae
Product: serine/arginine repetitive matrix protein 1-like
Exons: 1
Coding region: 219-1961 (580 amino acids)
Source: RefSeq, a predicted model, not a curated record